CGUAGUGAUGACGAAUCACGCGCGUCUAUUCUCUGCGACUCACGUUGAUUUUCGUUCAGGAUUUGGUUGGCCAUAAAAAUCCUGAAGGAAAACUUUUUUAGUUUGAAAAGAUGUCUUUCUCUGAAGAUGAAUCACUGCAUGUCGCAUCAGCUGGUCAAUCGAAGCUGGAAAGUUACUUGUUCAGUUGUGAAUUGUCAUCCAAAGUGCCCUCCUAUAGUUUCCACGAUGAUGAAGAGGAGGAUUUGGAACAUUUUCUUGAGCUUAGAACAGUUUGCCUCGGAGAAGGUGCUAAGGAGGAGAGCAAUGUCGUGGAGGUAACCGCCAUGAACCACCUGGGAAAGAAUGUUUCAGUGCCGAUCGCCAAUCUGAACAUAAAGUGCCUUCCUAUGAUGAGUUUGGGAGAGUUUGAACUCAAAGCCCCAGUCACCAUCAGACUCAAAGCUGGAUCAGGGCCUGUCGUCAUCAGCGGCCUGCACCUUAUUGCUUCACAGGAGGAAGACUCUGACAUGUCUGAAGAGGAGGAAACAGAGGAGGAAGAUGAGGAUGAAGAAGAGUUGCCUGCCAUUAAACCUGCAAAGAAGAAGCAGUAGUCAGAAACCUUGAACUUCUAGAUUAAAAACAAAUGGCUAACUUUUUUAUACGAAACGUUACAUGUUACAGCUUCUUCCGCACAGCCGUGAUCGUGGCGAUGCUGCAGAAGGACCUGCUGCAGGUCCAGGUCCAGUUACCUGGUUUUAUAAUCAGACUGUCAUAAUGCUGUUCCACCAGCAGAUCCUGGCAACGUUUAAUGAUGAAAACAUUGUAAUUAAACGUCAAAAUGACGUCAACUUGUCUUAUACAAUCGAUUUAUAUGCAGUUCAUUAAAAGUAGUUAACUAUGUUUUUAAGUCUUUCUGACAUUCUUGUUUAUAUGUGUAUUUGUUGGUGCAUGACGGAAAUAAAAAGAAAUAACUGAACAAGUUUAAAGAAGUUACAAAAAACACAAAUUAUGGAAGUCACCUGCAUUUAAGGGGAACUUUGUGUUCACAGUAUUAGGAAACAUUGUUGUAGUUCCAACAAAAAAUCUAGCAAAUGAGUGUGCUGGAAGAACCCAUUGAAUUAAAAACCUCUUCCUGGGUUUUAACUUCUUUUGACUUGUUGCUAAAAAAAAAGUCAACUUUUCCUAUCCAACCUGUUUGAAAGGAUGCCACAAAUUGACGUCUUUGAGACAAAUGUUAAUUUUGUAUUUGAUACCAAAAAUGUGACAAUAAAAGACAAUCUUAAAAAAA
Molecule: messenger RNA, 1267 nt
Organism: Oryzias latipes (Japanese medaka)
Lineage: Eukaryota; Metazoa; Chordata; Actinopteri; Beloniformes; Adrianichthyidae
Gene: npm3
Product: nucleophosmin/nucleoplasmin, 3
Biological process (GO): chromatin remodeling
Cellular component (GO): cytoplasm; nucleolus; nucleoplasm
Molecular function (GO): chromatin binding; RNA binding; histone binding
Source: RefSeq, a predicted model, not a curated record